AUGGGCAGGAGGUGGUAUUUCGACGUGAAAGACGGCUACUGCCGCAGCUACAUCUCCUGUCCAGUGUACGGCAAUAACUUUGCCGAUGAGGAAACCUGCAACUCCGCCUGUCGGCCAAAGCGUAUUUCUGAAGUAUGCAGGCUACCAUUGGACUAUGGUGGAUGUUCUAACUUUCUUCCACGUUGGUAUUACAACACGGACAGACGCAGAUGCGAACAGUUCUCCUAUGGUGGCUGUUUCGGUAAUUCAAAUCGCUUCCUAACCAAAUUGGAAUGCGACAAUGCGUGCACACAUAAUGACGUUUGUGGACUCCCGAAACCGAAGGAUGCAGAAGGAAAUGAGCCCUCUACAUUGCGAUACUUUUUCAACCAAACAACGGGAGAGUGCGAAAAGUUCUUUUUCAGCGGAAAGAUUCCCCAAGGAAAUAACUUUGCUAACGAGGCCACCUGUCAUAGUGUCUGCAUCUCAUCACCCAAUCUUCUACCCAUUUCUGUGAAGGUAAACAAAAUGGCCAUUUCCAUGGCUCGUCUUGCUACAAAGUUUGGCCAUGUGGUUCUGCAUCCACUCCUAUCAAGAGGUCACAAGUCGACCUGCCUCUCUUCUACGCAGUUACUGAGCAUUCUCAAAAACGAGACCAUCCAAAAUUGCCAUCCUGGCGGAACAGUAACAGAGCUGGCCUAUGCGUACGACGCUGCCUCCGUCACAUGUGUCCCCACGAUGAUUUACGUGUGUCUAGACUAUCCCAACGAGCCCUACCGCAUGAAGAUUUUGGGCAGAUCGCUUAUCUUUGAGAGUCAAGCACACUGCGAAAAUGAAUGCCUUCGGUCUGAAAGAUGA
Messenger RNA from Hydatigera taeniaeformis, 837 nucleotides. NCBI's taxonomy places the organism in Eukaryota, Metazoa, Platyhelminthes, Cestoda, Cyclophyllidea, Taeniidae. The record is from the annotation of a GenBank genome assembly.